This is a messenger RNA of Cynocephalus volans (Philippine flying lemur), 495 nucleotides long. It is a transcript of the gene FAM237B, whose product is annotated as family with sequence similarity 237 member B. The coding region runs from base 82 to 495 and encodes 137 amino acids. NCBI's taxonomy places the organism in Eukaryota, Metazoa, Chordata, Mammalia, Dermoptera, Cynocephalidae. The record is from RefSeq and is a predicted model, not a curated record. The transcript has 2 exons.
AGAGCCUCCCAGCUCCGGAGCGUGCCGCGGCCGAGACGGUUCCGCACGGGGAGCUCAGGGCGCCGGUGAGCGCUCCAGAAUAUGGGUUUUGCCAUAAGAAGAUGGUUCUACGUACCCCUGGGCUGCAUGAUGCUGAUCAAUCUAGUUAAUGCUGAUUUUGAAUUUCAAAAGGGAGUGCUUGCCAGCGUCAACCCAGGGAUCAUUGAAGACAUCAAUCUCCAGUGCUGGAACGCUUGCUCAUUGACAUUGAUAGCACUCAAAGAACUCAAGAUAGAGCACAAUGUGGAUGCUUUCUGGAAUUUCAUGUUCUUGCAAAAAUCCCAGCAGCGUGGACAUUAUAAUGUCUUCUUAAACAUAGCUCAAGAUUUCUGGAACAUGUAUGUAGACUGCCUGCUUUCAAGAUCUCAUGGAAUGGGUAGAAGACAGGUGAUGCCUCCCAAGUAUAAUUUCCCACAGAAAAUAACAGGUAAUUUAAAUGUGUAUUUAAGAGAAUAG